AUGUUAUCAUUAUUUUCAUUAGAAGGACAAGUUGCGUUGAUAACCGGUGGUACUAAUGGUAUCGGCUUGGGGAUGGCCAAGGGUUUAGCGGAUGCAAAUAUUGAUCAGAUUAUCUUAACAUACAGAUCCGAGAAACCAUUAGAGAAUACAAUUAAAGUUUUACAGGAAGUUAAUCCAAAAGUCAAAAUCAGCUCAAUUGAAGCUGAUUUUGGAACGGGUAAUGAAGAUGACUUGGUAGCAAAGAUUGCAACUGAAGCGUUUAAAAAGUCAGUAAGUGGAAAGAUCGAUAUUUUGAUUAAUAAUGCUGGUAUCAAUAAUCGUUUCCCGUUCGACGAGUUUCCUCAGGACAAAUUCGACGAAGUUUUGAGAGUUAACUUGAAUAUCCCUGUUAAGCUUACGAAGGCAAUCGGAUGUAAGAUGUUAGAAACUAAAACUAAAGGGAAGAUUGUGUUCACAGCUUCAUUAUGUUCAUUUCAAGGAGGAGUUGACUCUACCGCGUAUGCGAUUACUAAGGGGGGUAUAAAGCAAUUCACUGCAGCUCUCUCGAAUGACUGGUCCCUGAAAGGUAUUAGAGUGAAUUCAAUUGCUCCGGGAUACAUUUCUACUAACCUUACAGAGCAAAUUGAUCCAAAGCGACGCGAAACACUUAUCUCUCGUAUUCCUAUCGGAAGAUGGGGUAAUAUGGAUGAUUUCCAAGGCCCUGCUGUUUUCUUGUGUUCUGAAGCCAGUAGAUACGUUACUGGUGAAACAUUGGUCGUAGAUGGUGGAUGGUUAGGUUAUUAG
Debaryomyces hansenii CBS767 is the source of this 783-nucleotide messenger RNA. RefSeq lists its product as uncharacterized. The transcript has a single exon. Gene Ontology annotation, molecular function: oxidoreductase activity, acting on the CH-OH group of donors, NAD or NADP as acceptor. Bases 1 to 783 code for a protein of 260 amino acids. Lineage: Eukaryota; Fungi; Ascomycota; Pichiomycetes; Serinales; Debaryomycetaceae. The record is from RefSeq and is a predicted model, not a curated record.